Molecule: messenger RNA, 516 nt
Organism: Pseudozyma hubeiensis SY62
Lineage: Eukaryota; Fungi; Basidiomycota; Ustilaginomycetes; Ustilaginales; Ustilaginaceae
Product: proteasome subunit
Exons: 3
Coding region: 1-516 (171 amino acids)
Cellular component (GO): cytoplasm
Source: RefSeq, a predicted model, not a curated record
AUGCACUCUCUGCUGCCCUCAAAAUCCCGAUCAAUCUAUCAGGGGCCAUCCAUCAUCCUGUCGUUCUCCGAAUCACGAUCAAACCCUUCUAUCGAACUCGAAGACUCUUCGCUCAAGGCUCAAGAGACGACAUCAGCUGAGGCAGUCCACCAUCGCUGCCACCUGGUCUCACUACGAACAGUCGGAGCGCGAUCUCGGAAUUCGUCAAUCGCCGCAUCCUCGAAACCUCUUAUCGACGAAAAGCAAAUCGAGCGCCGUCGUCGCUCGCACCGUAGGCAAGCAAACAACAUCCCAAUCAUGUUCGGACGCAUCUUUCACCUACUGGUAGAUGCCAUGCUGGUGAGCGUGGCGCUGUCAGGUAUUAAACGCAGCACCGGACUCACACCAGCUGUAUCGCGCAUGCCGAACAAAGACCUGCGUAACCUGAUGCGCAUCUACUUGGAAGCGGGAGAAUGGGUCAUGGACUUUUCAGUCGUCAUCCUGGGUCGAUCCAGCUCAUUUGAGCGAGUGCGCUGA